AUGACCAUUGUGAACUAUGGAAAAACAGUUGAGGUAGAAGUUUUGGAUGAUAAUUGUUAUAUCACUGGAGGAGGGUUACACGGGAGAUACAUAGUAAAACAGUUCCACUUCCACUGGGGAAAGGCUGAUCACAGGGGCAGUGAACAUGACGUUAAUGGUAAACAGUUUCCAAUGGAGAUGCAUAUAGUGUCCUACAGUUCUAGGUUUCGACAGUAUAAAGAUGCUUUGAACUCGACAGGAGCUUUAGCGGUCAUUUCUUUCUUAAUUGACAUUGGCGGUGCUAACACCAUGUUUGAUGAGAUAUGUGAUUGUUUUGCUCAAAUAAUCCGCGAAGAUGAUAAUGUAACAAUGCCACUAUUUUCUAUGACGUCACUGUUUCCGUCACCACAUGAUGUGUACUACAGGUAUUACGGUAGUUUGACGACGCCACCAUGCCACGAAAGUGUUAUAUGGACUGUAAUUAAAUCACCUAUUUCUAUUUCAAAACAACAGAUAUAUUUAUUCCGUUUUCUUGGAAACCGUCAUAUAAACAAACACCGUGAUUUAGCUGACAAUUUUAGGCCAUUGCAAGCUCUAUAUGGCAGAAAGGUAUAUGCCAACAACAUACGUGGAAUGCCUUCAGAAAGAAGCACUAGGGCGAAGGCGCGCAUUGUGAAAAUAACUACAUCAAGGUACAAAAGUGUCAAGCCACGACGCAAGGUUUCAAAGACAAGCAGGCGACAAUUCAACUUUUCUUCAAGUCGUAAGACAACCAUUCGCGAAAGUUUUCCUAAUGCAAACAUUAUGACAGCUCGCAAUAAAAAAUCAUUGGAUAAAUAUAUCAAUAAACUAUCAAAUCAGCUGAAAACAGAACUACGUGGUGUCAAUGGAGAUGAUAACAGAAAUCAGUUACGGAAUCUGGUAAAAUUUAACCGGAAAGAUAAACAUUUAAAAUCCCCUAUUUAUACUCUGUACGACAAGCAGGUGAUCCGGAUUCCAUACACCAACAAGCUAUUUCUAACAAACAAAUACGGUAUCAGCAGUAACAGGUACCACAAAUCCAACAAAGUUCAGCAAAGACGAAAAUACAGUUCUAUGAUACAACAACGUACACAUGGUUAUUAAACUCCAUAUAAGUAAAGUAAAAUUGCUGCUUCAAAAAUCACUUAUAUAAAUAAUCUAUGCAGUUUAUUGCGGAACACGUAUAUGCCAAAGAAAUGUAAAAGUAUUAAUCCCUCUAAAUGAUAUUAGGAAUAAACUAAGAUGAUAAAAGGUCGUAA
Molecule: messenger RNA, 1259 nt
Organism: Mytilus trossulus (common blue mussel)
Lineage: Eukaryota; Metazoa; Mollusca; Bivalvia; Mytilida; Mytilidae
Product: carbonic anhydrase 1-like
Exons: 7
Coding region: 1-1104 (367 amino acids)
Molecular function (GO): carbonate dehydratase activity; zinc ion binding
Source: RefSeq, a predicted model, not a curated record